AUGAACCUGGAGCCGCCCAAGGCCGAGAUCCGGUCGGCCACCAGGGUGAUUGGGGGGCCCGUCACUCCCAGGAAAGGGCCCCCCAAAUUUAAGCAGCGGCAAACCAGGCAGUUCAAGAGCAAGCCCCCCAAGAAAGGCGUCCAAGGGUUUGGUGACGACAUCCCCGGAAUGGAAGGCCUGGGAACAGACAUCACUGUCAUCUGCCCAUGGGAGGCCUUCAACCACUUGGAGCUGCAUGAGCUGGCCCAGUACGGCAUCAUCUAG
Physeter macrocephalus (sperm whale) is the source of this 264-nucleotide messenger RNA. It is a transcript of the gene PDE6G, whose product is annotated as phosphodiesterase 6G. Gene Ontology annotation, molecular function: 3',5'-cyclic-nucleotide phosphodiesterase activity; cGMP binding. Bases 1 to 264 code for a protein of 87 amino acids. Gene Ontology annotation, biological process: visual perception; positive regulation of G protein-coupled receptor signaling pathway; positive regulation of epidermal growth factor receptor signaling pathway. The record is from RefSeq and is a predicted model, not a curated record. Gene Ontology annotation, cellular component: photoreceptor outer segment membrane. The transcript has 3 exons. NCBI's taxonomy places the organism in Eukaryota, Metazoa, Chordata, Mammalia, Artiodactyla, Physeteridae.